AUGUCUUCCCACCCUUUCCCUCACGCUAUUACCCUUUCCCAAUCCUCUUCUCAAGAACUUGAUAGACCUCAACAAUUUCGACCAGACUCUCCACCACCACCUCCGUCACCCCCAAGCGCAAACCACGCAAUGGUAGAUCCAAUACAACAUUACUAUUCCUCUCUUCUAUCUUCUCCUCAGCUGGGUUCUUCGCCUCAAUCAGUUGUGUACGCCCCGCUCCCAUCGCAACUAGAAGUACAAUCGCAGGAACCGCAGAUGCAACCACGACAAUCCCUCGCUCCACCCACAACAUCUCCCUACUCGCGCCAAAAACAAGCACAAAAAAGUACCACUUCACGCGCUCAAGCCUACUCUCAACCAAAAUCCCAUCACCAUCUCCUCUCGCCGUCCAUCCCAUCCGCUUUCCAAGCUGAAUACCAACAGAUCUCGAAUGAAACACAUGCUCCAGAAUUGAACUACAAUACCACCACAUCCCCAAAUCAACAUGCAGUCUCAAACCCAUUUCCUGAUUUCGCAACUCGUCCCUUUCCUUUUCUCUUCCCGACAUUACCCGCACUACACUCUUCCUCGCCAUACACAUCUACAUCCACAUCCGCUUCUUUUUCUACGCCUUCCGCUUCCUCUUCCGGUUCGCAUUCAUAUUCCGAUUCAGAUCUAGAAACCGGCAUUGAAGACAAUAUGAUAAAUGAAUUAUCAUGGGAACAACACGCCCAAGAACUCGCAGUGCAGAGGGCGCAUCACAUGUGUGCUUGGUUUACGGGGGUUAUGCUUGGGGUGUUGGGGGUCGUGGGGUCGUGCGGUGGGUAG
This is a messenger RNA of Botrytis fragariae, 807 nucleotides long. RefSeq lists its product as uncharacterized. Bases 1 to 807 code for a protein of 268 amino acids. The transcript has a single exon. Lineage: Eukaryota; Fungi; Ascomycota; Leotiomycetes; Helotiales; Sclerotiniaceae. The record is from RefSeq and is a predicted model, not a curated record.